UAACCUCCCGCAGUCAUGUCAUCCUUAUGAAACCCGUAAACACUGAGGCUUUAGGCUUGAACUGUCAUAACCAGCUGCACACACACACACACGCACACACACACACUGCAGACCACUGGAACUGGACAUCCGUGCGCAUUUAAUAUGUCGAUCUACAGGAAUGCUGUUUGGUUUGUGAAAGGACUGCAGGAGUACACAAAGUGUGGCUAUGAGGCCGCAGCAAAGCAUUUCACUCCGGCGGACCUCGAUGUAAACUUGAAUGGCAGGUCCUUCAUGAUAACAGGCGCCAACAGUGGGAUAGGAAAAUCCACGGCUCUGGAAAUAGCCAACAGAGGGGGAACGGUUCAUAUGGUGUGUCGAAACCAGGGGCGGGCAGAGGCAGCCAGGGAUGAAAUUAUAGAGCAGAGUAAGAAUCAGAAUGUCCACGUACACAUUGUGGACAUGUCCAGCGCCAAGCAAGUGUGGGAGUUUGCACAGAAUUUCUCUCAAAACAACAGUGUAAAUGUACUGAUCAACAACGCUGGCUGCAUGGUCACCCAGAGGGAGUUGACUGAGGAGGGUUUGGAGAAGAACUUUGCCACAAAUACACUCGGUACGUACAUCCUCACCACAGCGUUGAUACCUGCCCUGAAGAAGGUCGAAGACCCCCGAGUGAUCACUGUGUCCUCUGGAGGCAUGCUGACACAGAAGCUGAACGUGGAUGACCUGCAGUUUGAGAAGGGGACGUUUGACGGCACCAUGGCCUACGCUCAGAACAAAAGGCAGCAGGUGAUCCUGACAGAGAGAUGGGCGUCCCAACACAAAGAGAUCCACUUUUCCUCCAUGCAUCCCGGCUGGGCUGACACGCCAGCUGUCCAGUCAUCCAUGCCCGAAUUCCACGCCAAGAUGAAGAACAAACUUCGGACAGACACCAUGGGGGCCGACACCGUGGUUUGGCUGGCCGUGUCUGCAGCCACCACCAAGCAGCCCAGUGGACUUUUCUUUCAGGAUCGCAAAGCCGUGGUGACACACCUGCCUCUGGCCUGGUCCAGGUCUUCACCACAGGAGGACGAGAAGCUGCAGGCCACGUUGGAUCAGCUUGCCAACAAGUUCAAACCUUGAUGUCGCUGCCAUAUAGGACUUUUUUUUUUUUUUUUUUGCUGCCGAACACUCCUUACUACAAAUAUAAAACCUCACGUUUCAUAAACUUUCUUGGAUGUAAAAGACAUUUUUUUUAUAUUUGAGAUGAAACGUCAGGGAACAUGCUGCAUUCCAAAACGUGGCUUUUUCCAUGUUGAGCUCUGCCAAAAACAAACACUAAUCACCUCAGGAGAGCAGGAGCUGAACAGAUGAAGCAAAACCUUCAGUAAUUACUGAGUAUAACGAUUAAAUGUAAAUUGAUUCCGAAACAAAUGAUCUCUUAUGAUUUAUGAAGGACAGCUGUGAUACUGAACUGCUGAACUGACCUCCCAUGGACAAACAACACAAGAUGUUGCUCCCUUUUCUCUGUCCUGCCACUGAUCUGCAGCGCUACACAGUAUCAAUCUGACAAACCUGGGAGUUGACAUCACAAUUCAGGCAAUUUUUGUACCAGUUUUUGUAAUUUUGUAUCAUCAAUGGUACUUUCUUACCAGCUGUCAACAAAUAACGUCUAAGCUACACUGAGCAUCAGGAUUACAAGAGUUUACACAAGUUUAGUUGUAGAUGAGAGCUUCCUGCUUGUCUGGCAUGUGGCUUUGAGACAGACAUGUUUAAGUUCAUAAACAAGGAUUGGACAGUAAGAAGUAUGAGAUAAGCCAGAAGCAUAACACUGUGAAUGUAUAACCUCAGCUACUAUCUUAAUUUAGCCUUGGUUUUUAUGUAUUGCUCUUUUAAUCAUGUACAUUUGUAUUGUUGUAAAGCACUCCUGUUGUUUCUAAAUGU
Messenger RNA from Myripristis murdjan (pinecone soldierfish), 1902 nucleotides. It is a transcript of the gene dhrs12, whose product is annotated as dehydrogenase/reductase (SDR family) member 12. The record is from RefSeq and is a predicted model, not a curated record. Bases 145 to 1101 code for a protein of 318 amino acids. The transcript is spliced from 10 exons. Lineage: Eukaryota; Metazoa; Chordata; Actinopteri; Holocentriformes; Holocentridae.